This is a messenger RNA of Capsella rubella, 788 nucleotides long. RefSeq lists its product as uncharacterized. NCBI's taxonomy places the organism in Eukaryota, Viridiplantae, Streptophyta, Magnoliopsida, Brassicales, Brassicaceae. The record is from RefSeq and is a predicted model, not a curated record. Bases 18 to 776 code for a protein of 252 amino acids. The transcript has 3 exons.
ACGAAAAACGAUCAUCGAUGGAGAGCCCUUUGUUGACGACCAAGAGUGAGCACAACGUCGAUGACUUUACAAUCCAUGGCGAUUCGUCCUCAAAUGAAGAGCACAUCGUCGACGUUACAGCUCAUGGCGAUUCUUCAUCAGCUGAUGAGCAAACACCGCAUGAUAAGGGUGUUCAAUGCAGUGAUAUAUUUACAUUUAGAACUGUUCGGGUUUUAGUCGAGUUUGUUGUGGCUUUGGUCCAGAUUGCUGCAGCCAUUGCUGUCCUGUCUCUGACAAAAGAUGAACAACAGCCUUCACAAAAAACAUUACUUACACUGAUCGUCAGUUAUACCGGUUGUUGUGUUGCCUCCCUCCCUGUUCUAGGUUUGCGUUUCUCGCAUUAUUACCGAAGUGUUAGUUCAGAAACAAGAAUCUACACGGUGGUGGACAGUUUGAAAAAGAUGCUUGAAUAUUUCUUCGUGGGUUGGGCUGUGGUGCUUUCGUGGCAUCUCAUCAAUAACUCAUCAUCUCUAGAUAAUACUACGCAACAGUUCUGGUUAUGUAUGGCUUUCCUUGCUAUCAGUUGCAUUCUACAUGUGCUUCCUAACCUCCCCUGUGCGGCGGUUUGUUUUCUGUAUCCUAUGAUACUACGUGUUACCCAAUCUAUAGACUUCCUUGAUGACAUUACUGAUACGGUUGAUGAUAUUAACUGGACAAUCUUUCUAUACUUUGGAAUCUCUAUCUCCGUUAUCUUCUGCAUCUGCAGUUGUUGUUGUUGUUGUUUCCGACGCAGAUAAAAAAAUAAAGAU